Cetraspora pellucida is the source of this 399-nucleotide messenger RNA. Lineage: Eukaryota; Fungi; Glomeromycota; Glomeromycetes; Diversisporales; Gigasporaceae. The record is from the annotation of a GenBank genome assembly.
AUGACGACUCCCACACCAUAUGAUUGUCCUGAUACCAAACAAGUGCCUGAUAACUGCGAUAAAUGUGAACAAACAACAACUAUAACUUGCAUACCUACUACAACAGUAUGUAAUUCCAAUUUUAUCUCUGAAGAUAUUUGUUGUAGUUCUGGUGGACCUGCACGAAAUGGUUCGACUACUUUUGGCCAAUUAAUUAGGUCUAUACCACCAACAACCGCUGAAGAUUGUUGUAGAGCAUGUUAUAAAGAUUCUAACUGUACUACAUAUUAUUUUUAUAAUUCUGAUGAUGGUACAGAUUGUGGUUUGUAUAAUAAUGAAGGACUUUGCUAUCAACUUAGUUCAACUCCUACCGAAAAUGAGGAAUAUGGAGAAGUAGGUUGUGGUCUUUGCAAACCAUAA